CCAACGACUCACUCCCCCCCUUACUCCCGGGCGUCUUCUUCCCAGAAAAGAGAAGAUAAGCGAGAACGUACGAGCCGCCGGGGUUCCACUGACAAUGGGAGAACGCUGCUAGUAGUACGGAGUACAUCCCUUUGGCUGCUUCUGUAACCGAAUUCAAUAGAGCUAGGAUCCUUGCGCCGGCCAUUGUUGGUCUGCGGACUUAUAGGUGAGGCGGAGUGAUGGAGGCCAGGAUGCCGAGGGUGUCGCGGCUCCGGAGGCUGCUGGGGCGUGUCUCCGCGGCGCCGGAGCGGCUUGCUGCCGGGGACAGGGACAGGGAGAGGGAGGAGAAGUCGCCGGCGCCGGAGGCGGAGGUCGGGUCGGCGGGGCUGGACCGCAUGGUGCGGAGCUUCAUGGAGGACGCCGCUACCCCCGCCGUGGAGCGAGGGCCGCCCCCGCGCGCAGGCCGCUGCGGCAACUGCUGCUUCAACGGGAGCGCCGCCAACUCCGACGGCAGCGACGACGAGGACGAGGAGCUCGUGUUCGACUUCCUCCCUUCCAUCUCCGGCCAAUCCGCCUCCUCCGCCGCCGUAGGAGACACCUUGGAGGCCCUCAAGGGUUUGGUGCAGAGCACGAGCUUGGCGGAGCGCAACCUCCUGGCGGACGCGUCCAGGGUCGCCGAGCGGUGCCGCGGCGGCGGCAAGCAGCAGCAGAAGAAGAAGGGCGACCUCCGGCUGGCCGUGGCCGACGGGCUCCGGGCGCUCGGUCACGAUGCCGCCGUCUGCAAGUCGCGGUGGGACAAGGCCCCUUCCUUCCCCGCAGGGGAGCACGAGUACAUCGACGCCAUGGUGGAAUCGGAAUUUGAACUGGAUGCGGCGAGGCUGAUUGUGGAGGUGGACUUCCGGGCGGAGUUCGAGGUGGCGCGGCCGACCAAGGCGUACCGGGCGGUGCUGCAGGCGCUUCCGGCGGUCUUCGUGGGCACGCCGGACCGCCUCGGCCGGAUCGUGGCAGUCGUCGCCGAGGCUGCGAGGCAGAGCCUGAGGAAGAAGGGCCUCAGCUUCCCCCCGUGGCGCAAGCCCGAGUACAUGCGGGCCAAGUGGCUCUCCCCCCACGCCCGCUGCUCCUCCGGCCUCGACAAGCAGCAGCAGCAUCCGCCGUCGACGCCGGCCGCGACGCCGGUGUCCGCCGCGAGCUUCACCGGCGAGUUCGAGCUGCGGUUCGACGGGGAGACGACCAAGGGGCACGAUUCAGGCGGCGGCGGAGCGCAGAAGAUCACGGUGGUUGUGUCGCCGUGGCGCCCGUUGGAGCCGGAGGUGACCAGGAAGAAGAGGCCCGUCAUCGCCGGGCUCACCUCUGUGCUCUGACCGCGGCGUGGUCUGAGCAACCACUAGUGGGAAUUUUCCUCAUCUUUUUUUCCUCUUUUGUCUGCGUUUCUUGAUCCGUCCGAGAUCCAGCUCGUGGCGUUUUCGCAGUUUUUCUCCUCCUUUUUUUAUUAGAAGAGUAAAAACAAAUCCGUUUUCCUUCUUUUUUUCAAUUUACUUUCGGUUUUCAUAAAGAGAGCAAGGAAUAAUCGUGCAGUUUAUCUUUUUGCCAAUUCCUUGCCCCUUUUUAUAACGGAAGUACUGGUAGUACUAUGAACAUAUGAGAUUAUUAAAUAUGAACAUACUGUGCUGCUAAUUGUACUGUAUUAAAAUCUGAUCUGCUAUUAAACCA
Molecule: messenger RNA, 1689 nt
Organism: Brachypodium distachyon (stiff brome)
Lineage: Eukaryota; Viridiplantae; Streptophyta; Magnoliopsida; Poales; Poaceae
Exons: 2
Coding region: 219-1340 (373 amino acids)
Source: RefSeq, a predicted model, not a curated record